This is a messenger RNA of Metopolophium dirhodum (rose-grain aphid), 4740 nucleotides long. RefSeq lists its product as uncharacterized. The transcript is spliced from 2 exons. The coding region runs from base 1 to 4740 and encodes 1579 amino acids. Gene Ontology annotation, biological process: DNA integration. Gene Ontology annotation, molecular function: nucleic acid binding. The record is from RefSeq and is a predicted model, not a curated record. Lineage: Eukaryota; Metazoa; Arthropoda; Insecta; Hemiptera; Aphididae.
AUGGCGGGUGGAAAUGAGCGUGAGCUCGAGCGUACAGAACGCGCGGUAGAGCGCGCCAAGACUAGGCGGACGAGUGUGAUAAACCAGAUUAGGACUGUGCAUAAUUUUGCACUGCGGCUUGAGGCGGAGCCUGCGCUAGGUCCGACUGUGACAAAUUUAGCCGGUGAUUUAGAUGCGCUAUGGAUACAACUUAGGGCUGAGGAUGAUGCCGUGUUGGACGGCCUGUGUGAGCUCGAUAAACUUUCCGAGUAUGAUGAUGGGUUACUGGCCGAGGUGCGGACUUGUGUGAGUUAUUGCAAAGUCGCGGCGGAGAAGUUAGCCCCACGGGGAGCUGAAAUUAUCGAUUUGUCGUACCUUAAGGAUAAGUUAGGGUCUACCGGGCAAUCAGCGCCAAACCCCGUGCUCGCGUGCACAAAACCGACGACACGGUUACCUGAGAUUCCGCUCCCGGAGUUCAACGGGGAUUUCCGAUUGUGGCCAACGUUUCGCGAUAGAUUUACGGAACAGGUUGAUUCGCGUGAUAUUUCAAACAACGAUAAAAUGUAUUAUCUGUUAGGCUGUCUCAAGGGCGACGCGGCCGACGCGUUACGUGGUAUUCCCGUGUCCGCAGAUAAUUAUGUGCUCGCAUUGUCAGUGUUAUCCGAGCGGUUUUAUCGACCACGAUUAGUUGCUACGUCAUUAGUAGAUAAAUUGUUAAACUCUCCAGUUAUGUCGCAGGAAUCGUUAUCGGACCUUAAUAAUUUUAUAAGUACGUUUAACGAAAAUAUUUCGCUACUCGAAGCGCUCAAUGUACCGAAUAUGGGGUCCUUUAUUUUAUUCACGCUCGCGUUCAGACGUCUGCCUGUCGCUACGCGUAAGUUAUUUGAGUCGGGCAGCAAGGCGGAGUUCCCGUCAAUUGGCGAGUUAUUAAAAUUUGUUCGCACGCGUGUGUCUAUAUUGGAGCUUGUCACUGACCCGCAGAAGGUUGGUACCGCGGCUGCGCCAGCGUCCAAGGCGGGCAAGCCGUCAGGUACAACGCGCAAGACGGGAGACUACGGCGGGAAGUCGAACGGUCCCCGGCCGAUGUCGUUCGUAACGGCAAAGGGGGACGCGAGUUGUCCGUGUUGUGCCGAAUCACAUUCGCUAGGCGUUUGUACACGUUUUAAAUCUUGGUCGGCAAAAGGUCGUACCAAAUGGGCCCGUGAGAAUCGGGUGUGUUUUAAUUGUUUAAAUGUAGGUCAUUGGAUUCAGAAAUGUAGGUCGCGACCUAAUUGUAAAGAAUGUUCGCGUAAGCACCACACGCUUCUCCACUUGUCACCAGACGAGACGCAGGGCGGGGAGGAACCACCACCGGUCGAACCGGCGGUGUGUGCAUCUGUUGUGAAUCCCCCGUCCCUCCACCGGUCGUCCGCUGUUGUUUUAGGUACCGCGCUCGUGCACGUGCGAGAUAACACCGGCUCGGUGAAAACAAUGCGGGCGUUGGUAGACAGCGCAUCGCAGGUAAGCGCCGUUACCGCCGCGUGCGUAAAACGUUUGGGUCUAAAAAUGUUGCGGUGGACUGCACCGAUAAGCGGGUUGUCGGGGACAACAGUCGCUGAAGUUCAAGGUCAGGUUGAGUGCAUAGUGCAGCCGCGUUUCGCGUCUGAUCCGAUUCUGUCGGUGCAGGCAUGGGUGUUACCCUCCAUUACGACCGAUUUACCUCAAAAGUCAUUAUCAAUAGAUAUUAAGAAUCGAUAUUCUAAUCUCGCGCUCGCGGAUCCAUCCUUUCAUUUGACGUCGCCGAUCGACUUGUUGUUAGGAGGGGACGUGUAUGGUUCUAUCAUGGACGGGCGUAAGGUGUCGAUCGACAGUACAUUACCUACUGCUUUUAGUUCGGUGUUCGGCUGGAUCCUUAUCGGCCCGGUUCCCGAUCGCGCAAAUUGUUAUUAUCAGUCGUUGCCGGUGUCAAUGACCGCGUCGAUAGAGGGGAUAAUGGAGCGCUUUUGGCACGUCGAGGAGCCCGAGGACGCGCCCGUUACGUUUACCGAGGAGGGGUGCUGCGAACAGAUAUUCCGCGACGAAGCUACGCGUUUGACAUCAGGUCGCUUCGCGGUUCCGUUACCAUUUCGCGCGCCGGCAGAAACGUUCGUUGGGUCUCGCGAGGUAGCUACACGGCGUUUUGACGCUAUCGAGCGUAAACUAUCCGUGAGUCCCGUAUUAAAAUCAUUAUACGUUAAUUUUAUGUCUGAAUAUAUCGCAUUAGGACACAUGUCAGUGGCGACUUCCCCGGGGCGAUAUAUAAUCCCCCACCAUGCUGUUUGCCGUCCGGAAGUCGAUCCUAAUAAAAUUCGUGUAGUAUUCGACGCGUCCGCGCGGUGUUUUCGCGGACCGUCGUUAAAUGAGUGUUUGUGGCCAGGCCCAAAAUUACAACAAGAUAUUGUGGAUGUUCUAACUCGUUUUCGCGUUCACAAAUAUACGUUUACUACGGACAUCUGUAAGAUGUACCGUCAGAUUUUAGUUUUGCCGGAAUAUCGCAAAUUCCAACAUGUGUUGUGGCGCGCGUCGCCGCAUGACGAAUUACGUGAAUAUGAGUUGCACACCGUGACGUACGGUGUGAAUUGUGCCCCGUAUCUCGCCUUACGCGUUCUGCAGGCCAUCGCGUCGACCGAUUGUGACGGUUUAGAUUCUGUACGUAACGCGCUCGAGUACCAAACGUAUGUCGAUGACAUUUGUGACGGCGCUGACACGAUUUCCGACGUGCUGAAACUUCAGUCGGAUUUGGUCUCUGUUUUAAGUAAGUCAGGUUUAGAGCUAAAGAAAUGGGCCUCGAACACGCCGGCCGUGUUGCAAGCUGUUCCGGCCGCCGAUCGCGCGUGCGCGCCAAUGCCGUUUGGUGAUGACGACGGAUACGGCACUAAGGUGUUGGGUCUGGCGUGGCAUCCCGACCAAGAUUAUUUUUGUUGCGCGUUAAGUCUCGAACCGUCGCCUGUUUUUACGAAGCGCGGUAUUUUAUCGCUUGUUGCUCGCAUUUUUGACCCGUUAGGUCUUUUCGGUCCCGUGGUGUUUCUCGCGAAAUCGAUCAUGCAGCGGACGUGGCGACACGGUGUCGCAUGGGACGACCCGCUGCCGGACGAUAUUCACGCAGACUGGGCCGCAUUUGUCUUCGAGUUACCGUCGUUAUUAGGUGUCCGUGUACCGCGACAUAUUAACGGCCGUCGAGGCGCUCCCUGUUAUUUGUUAGGAUUUUGCGAUGCGUCACAGGUCGGGUACGCGGCUGUCGUGUACGUGCGGAUGAUAAAUGUCGAAGUGGCUAAGUCUGUGUUUUUAAUUGGUACUAAGACCAAGCUAGCUCCGACGAAAGCGUUAACGGUCCCGAGACUAGAGUUGAAUGCUGCAGUAUUGUUAGCCCGUUGGUUAGGUCGCAUUCAAAAAAUAUUAUCGCCGCAACUCGAUGUUGUCGGUUUACCGUCUUGGUCGGAUUCCACGAUCGUGCUGUCGUGGUUGACAGCCCCCCACGAAUCAUUCAAAGUUUAUGUGUCCAAUCGAGUACACCAAAUUCGCUCUUUAUUGCCUGAUUGUUAUUGGCAACACAUCGUGUCGGCCGAUAAUCCCGCCGACUGCGCGUCGCGAGGCGUCGUGCCGGCAGCUUUAGCGCGACUUGAUUUGUAUUGGCGUGGUCCACAGAUAGCGUACGGCGAGCCAUCGGAAUGGGACGAUUCCCGCCCGUCGCUACCUCUGUGUGACCUGCCUGAAUUGCGCGGAGUGUCGUGUGCCGCGCGCGUUGACAACGAAGAGAGGGAGUGGUUAGAUGCGAAACCAUCGUAUCCCUUUAUGGCUGAUUUACCGGGUCCGCGUGUAAAGCCGCGUCGACCGUUCGAGCAGGUAGGGGUCGAUUAUGCGGGCCCUUUACAAUUGAAAGAGCUGCGGCUGCGCAAAUCGCGUAUGUUUAAAAUUUACAUUGCCGUUUUCGUGUGCUUUACGACUAAAGCCGUCCACCUCGAAGUGGUAACGGAAUUGUCCACUGACGCGUUUUUGGCCGCGUUCGACCGAUUCGUCGCGCGCCGCGGGUUACCCGCCGACGUGUAUUCCGACUGCGGCACUAAUUUUGUCGGCGCUGACAAGCAGUUGCGCGCAUUAAUACAAAGUCCCGAGGGCCAGACCGCCGUUGCAAAUUUUCGCGCGAUGUGUACGUGGCACUUUAACCCCCCGAGCGCACCUCACUUUGGGGGUUUGUGGGAGGCGGCCGUUCGGUCUACGAAGAGGUUGUUAGUCCGGGUGAUAGGAACCCAUGUGUUUACGUACGAGGAGUUUACCACAGUGUUAACCCGCAUAGAAGCGGUGUUAAAUUCGCGCCCGCUGACGCCCGCCUCGACCGAUCCACAUGAUUUGGAGUGUUUGACUCCCGGGCAUUUUUUAAUUGGGCAACCGCUACUCGCCGUCCCGCCGAGAUCGGGCCCCGAGCCCACCCGUAACCUUUCUGACCGAUGGAAGUUAAUGGAUCAAUGUCACCGUGCGUUUUGGCGUCGUUGGUCAGCCGAGUACCUAACCACUCUGCAAAGCAGACCAAAGUGGACCGAGGGGGUUCCCAACCUUAGUCUCAACGAUAUGGUCGUCGUGAUCGACAGCCAGAGUCCACCGUUGUUAUGGCGCCUCGGCCGCGUGACCGAGUUGUUGCCAGGUUCCGACGGUCACGUCCGUGUAGCUCGAGUUCUCACGCGCGCGGGUGUAAUGACGCGCCCUGUGGUCAAGUUGGUAAAGUUACCGACCAAUGUUCUAUCUUAG